Larimichthys crocea (large yellow croaker) is the source of this 779-nucleotide messenger RNA. RefSeq names its product ENY2 transcription and export complex 2 subunit (gene eny2). The transcript has 5 exons. Gene Ontology annotation, cellular component: nuclear pore; SAGA complex. Gene Ontology annotation, molecular function: transcription coactivator activity. Gene Ontology annotation, biological process: positive regulation of DNA-templated transcription; mRNA export from nucleus. Lineage: Eukaryota; Metazoa; Chordata; Actinopteri; Sciaenidae. Bases 285 to 572 code for a protein of 95 amino acids. The record is from RefSeq and is a predicted model, not a curated record.
CACCGGUCGGUGUUUCCUGUCGGUAGGUGAUAGCUGACAGUACAGCAGUGAAAUAAAAACAACGUCUCUUUCUUGAGUCUCAUUUCAAAUAUUUUAUUUUUAAAGCGAAACUGCUUGAAAACGUCAAACAGUCGUGUCGUUUCUCUCACAGCGACCGUCGGACUUUGUGGUGAGCGUCGUAAACAUGUCCGCCACAUGACGUUACUGAACUUUUCCAUGCACGUCACGCAGCCUGCAGCUCUGCUCUGAUUUCAUUACCGUCCUUUUUCACCGUGUGAAAGACUAUGAGUAAAGAGUCCAGAAUGAGGGCUACCAUCAACCAGAAGCUGACAGAGAUGGGAGAACGAGAGAGACUGAAGGAGUUACUGAGAGCUAAGCUCACUGAGUGUGGAUGGAAGGACCAGAUGAAAGCUCACUGCAAAGAAGUAAUCAAAGAAAAAGGCUUUGAGCACGUCACUGUGGAGGACCUGGUGGUGGAGAUCACUCCCAAAGGAAGAGCCUUGGUGCCAGACAGCGUGAAGAAAGAGCUUCUCCACAGAAUAAGAGCCUUUUUAGCUCAGCAUGCCACCUAAUUUUAACAUUUCCUUAGACCACUUGCCUAUACUAUCAUGUUGAAUACUUUUAAUUAGUUGAUUUACUUGAAUUUUAACGCACUAACAUACUUAGAUAUUUUGUUGCAUGUUUUUCCUAAUUCUGUUUCUACAGACUAACAUUGCACAUUUUUAGUUGUCCUCUGUUUAUGAGAUAAGCUACUUAAAUAAAGUGCUUGAUUCGUUGGA